Messenger RNA from Myotis daubentonii (Daubenton's bat), 1228 nucleotides. It is a transcript of the gene DNAJC17, whose product is annotated as DnaJ heat shock protein family (Hsp40) member C17. Gene Ontology annotation, molecular function: RNA binding. NCBI's taxonomy places the organism in Eukaryota, Metazoa, Chordata, Mammalia, Chiroptera, Vespertilionidae. The record is from RefSeq and is a predicted model, not a curated record. Gene Ontology annotation, biological process: spliceosomal complex disassembly. Gene Ontology annotation, cellular component: spliceosomal complex.
AUUUAGCGGCUCGGGGCCCGACAGUGUUCCGGAAGAGUCCCGCGCACGUUUAGACUCUUGGGAGUUGUAGUACGAAUCCGGUCAGGGUUGGAACCAUGUCGGUGGCCAAGGAGCUCUUACAGAUGGACCUGUACGCGCUGCUAGGCAUUGAGGAGAAGGCAGCGGACAAAGAGAUAUAUACAGACAGUCCUCGAGUUACAUUGGACUCGAUGUACGUCGUUUCGUGGUUACGUCACCAUCUCCCAUUUAUUUAUUUAAAAAAGUUCCGUCAUUUCGACGUGAAGAAGGCAUAUAGGCAGAAGGCCCUCUCCUGCCAUCCAGACAAAAACCCGGAUAAUCCCAGAGCAGCUGAACUCUUCCACCAGCUUUCUCAGGCCUUGGAGGUACUGACUGACGCUGCAGCCAGGGCCGCGUAUGACAAGAUCAGGAAAGCCAAGAAGCAGGCAGCAGAGAGGACCCAGAAACUAGAUGAGAGAAGGAAGAAAGUGAAGCUUGACCUGGAGGCCCGGGAGCAGCAGGCUCAGGCCCAGGCCCAGGCCGAGGAGGAGGAGGAGAGCCGCAGCACCAGGACACUAGAGCAGGAGAUCGAACGCCUGCGAGAAGAAGGUUCCCGCCAGCUGGAAAAACAGCAGAGGCUGAUGCAGGAGCAGAUACGCCAGGAACGGGAGCAGCGGUUGAGAGGAAAGGCAGAAAAUCCUGAAGGCAAAGGAACUCCCAAGCUAAAGGUGAGCCCUGAGGGGAUCCAUGGGUCACCUCACGCUGCCUCCUCUCAGCAAGAACAGCUAAAAUGGAAGUGCAGAGAGGACGGGUCAAAAGGCGGCUACUCCAGAGAUGUCCUCCUGCAGCUUCUUCAAAAGUACGGAGAGGUGCUCAACCUGGUACUGUCCAGCAAGAAGGCAGGCACCGCCGUGGUGGAGUUUGCGACCAUCAAGGCUGCGGAGCUGGCUGUCCAGAAUGAAGUGGGCCUGGUUGAUAAUCCUCUGAAGAUUUCCUGGUUGGAGGGACGGCCCCAGGGCAAGGACGGCCCCAGCCACCCAGGACUGUCACAGGGCUCAGUGGUGUCGGAGAGGGACUACGAAAGCCUCGUCAUGAUGCGCCUGCGCCAAGCAGCUGAGCGGCAGCAGCUGAUCGCCCAGAUGCAGCAGGAGGACAAGGUGGGGCAGCUGACGUAGCAUCCAGCCCACCACCCCCGGCCCCUUGCACUAAUAAACUUUUUUUUUUAAGUCUA